GCAGUCCCAAGGUGGAGCUGUCUCUUGUGUUAAAUGACACUGGCUGAGUAAAGCGCUCAGGGCUUAAAGGCUGAGUCAAAAGCCAAGAAGUCUCUUUAUGGACGCCUACCUCCCAGCCCUUGGCAAUCUGACUAAUAACAAACUGAGCUAACAAGAAAGACUAGAAAGGGAGGAAAGGGAACACUGCUGCAGCUUGGAUCUACAAACUAAGAAAGCAAGAGUGAUCAAUCCCAGCUCUGUGAAACAUCUUGUUUAUUUACUGCAUUCCGCAGCUUGCAAAUGGUUAACUAUAUGCAAAGAAAGUCAGCAUAGCUGUGAAGUAUGCCGUGAAUUUUAAUUGGGGAGAAAAGGCAACUGCUUCAGGAUGAUCUAGUAUGCACUCGGUCUGAAAUAUAUUCAAUGAACUGCUCAGCAUUUAGUCUUUGAGCAGAGCUUUUUAACUUUAUGAAGCAAUGGGACCUGCCAAAAAGUGAUAUUUGAGAAGAAAGUACGUGGCGGCUGGUUUUUCUUUUUUAAUAAAGAAAGUGAAUUGACUUUGACCAUCUCUUCCAGCUGUGCAUUGCAGAUAACGUCAGGAAGAGUUUCUGCUUUAUAGAAUCACAUUUCAUCACAUGACAACAUGAAGCUGUGGAUUCAUCUCUUAUAUUCAUCUCUCCUCACCUGUAUAUCUUCACAGUCCCAAUCGCCGAUGUCCUCAGCCAGAGGUUCUUGUGACUCUCUUUGCAAUUGUGCGGAAAAAGACGGUGCAAUGCUAAUAAACUGUGAAGAAAAAGGUAUCGAGAAGUUAUCCCAAAUAAGUGUGCCACCAUCACGACCUUUCCACCUAAGUUUAUUAAAUAAUGGCUUGACAAUGCUUCACACGAAUGACUUUUCUGGGCUUACCAACGCUAUCUCAAUACACCUUGGAUUUAACAAUAUUGCAGAUAUCGAGACUGGUACAUUUAAUGGUCUUGGCCUUCUUAAGCAACUUCAUAUCAAUCACAAUUCCUUAGAAAUUCUUAAAGAGGAUACCUUCCAUGGAUUGGAAAACCUGGAAUUCCUACAAGCAGAUAACAAUUUCAUUACAGUGAUUGAACCAAGUGCCUUUAGCAAGCUCCACAGACUUAAAGUGUUAAUUUUAAAUGACAAUGCUAUUGAGAGUCUUCCUCCAAACAUAUUUCGGUUCGUUCCUUUAACCCAUCUAGAUCUUCGUGGAAAUCAGUUGCAAACAUUGCCUUAUGUUGGUUUUUUAGAACACAUUGGCCGGAUAUUGGAUCUCCAGUUGGAGGACAAUAAGUGGGCCUGUAACUGUGACUUAUUAGAGCUAAAAACUUGGUUGGAAAACAUGCCUCCGCAAUCUGUAAUUGGUGAUGUUGUGUGCAACAGCCCUCCAUUUUUCAAAGGAAGUGUACUAAGCAGACUGAAAAAGGAAUCAAUUUGCCCCACUCCACCAGUGUAUGAAGAACACGAGGAUCCUUCAGGAUCAUUACAUCUGGCAGUAACAUCUUCAAUAAGUGAGAGUCGCAUGUCAACCAAGACCACAUCCCUUUUGAAACCAGCCACCAAAGCACCAGUUCUGAUACCCUAUAUUACAAAGCCAUUCACUCAACUUCCAGGACCCUACUGUCCUAUUCCCUGUAACUGCAAAGUACUAUCCCCAUCAGGACUUCUAAUACACUGUCAAGAGCGCAAUAUUGAAAGCUUAUCAGAUCUAAAGCCUCCUCCACAAAACCCUAGAAAGCUUGUUCUAGCAGGGAAUAUUAUCCAUACAUUAGUGAAGUCUGAUCUAGUGGAAUACUUCACUUUGGAAAUGCUUCACCUGGGAAACAAUCGUAUUGAAGUUCUUGAGGAAGGAUCCUUUAUGAACCUAACAAGAUUGCAAAAGCUCUAUCUAAAUGGUAAUCAUCUGACCAAAUUAAGUAGAGGCAUGUUCCUUGGUCUCCACAAUCUUGAGUAUUUGUAUCUUGAAUACAAUGCAGUUAAGGAACUAUUGCCAGGAACCUUUAACCCAAUGCCUAAACUUAAAGUCCUCUAUUUAAAUAAUAACCUCCUACAAGUUUUACCACCACAUAUUUUUUCAGGGGUUUCCCUAACGAGGAUAAACCUUAAAGCAAACCAGUUUACCCAUCUCCCCGUAAGUAAUAUCUUGGAUGACCUUGAUUUAUUGACUCAGAUCGACCUUGAGGACAAUCCCUGGGAUUGCUCCUGUGACCUGGUUGGAUUGCAACAGUGGCUACAAAAACUGAGUAAGAACACAGUAACAGAUGACAUCCUCUGCACUUCUCCAGAGCACCUGGACAAAAAGGAAUUGAAAGCACUAACUAGUGAACUCCUUUGCCCAGGUUUAGUCAAUAACCCAUCCCUGCCAACUCAAACUAGUUACAUAAUCGUCAGUCCCCCUACAACCACAACUACAGCCGAUACUAUUUUAAGAUCACUUACUGAUGCUGUACCGCUGUCUGUUCUAAUACUAGGGCUGCUGAUCGUGUUCAUAACCAUUGUGUUCUGCGCUGCAGGGAUAGUGGUACUUGUUCUCCACCGCAGGAGAAGAUACAAAAAGAAACAAGCAGAUGAACAGAUGAGAGACAACAGUCCAGUCCAUCUUCAAUACAGUAUGUAUGGCCAUAAAACAACUCACCACACUGCUGAAAGACCAGCAUCUCUCUAUGAGCAGCACAUGGUGAGUCCCAUGGUUCAUGUCUAUAGAAGUCCAUCCUUUGGCCCAAAGCAUUUGGAAGAGGAAGAAGAAAGGAAUGAAAAAGACGGAAGUGAGGCAAAACAUCUUCAAAGAAGUCUUUUAGAACGGGAAAAUCAUUCACCACUCACAGGGUCAAAUGUGAAAUACAAAACCACAGACCAAUCAACUGAAUUUUUAUCCUUUCAGGAUACCAGUUCAUUAUAUAGGAAUAUUUUAGAGAAAGAAAGAGAACUUCAGCAGCUGGGAAUCACAGAAUACCUAAGGAAGAACAUUGCUCAACUGCAGCCUGAUAUGGAAGUACAUUAUCCUGGAGCCCAUGAAGAGUUAAAGUUAAUGGAGACCUUAAUGUACUCAAGGCCAAGGAAGGUAUUAGUGGAACAGACUAAAAAUGAGUAUUUUGAGCUUAAAGCUAAUUUACAUGCUGAACCUGACUACUUAGAAGUCUUGGAGCAGCAAACAUAGAUGGAGAGAUCGAGGGCUUUUGCAGAAAUGCUGUGAUUCUGUCUUAAGUCCAAUCCUUGUAAAUAAGUGCCUUACAUGUGUGUGUCAUCAAUCAGAACUAAAGCACAGCAGUAAUCCUAUGGGAAAAAAAGAAGAAAAAGAAACUCAGGGAUCAUUGGGAGAAGCCAUUGCAUUUUCUUCAGGCAAUUUUGCCUGCCCCUAAUAAAUUAAUCCUUGUAUGUAAAUCAUCCAAGGAUUAUAGUAAUAUUUCUCCAUAUACUUAAAAGUGUUUCAGAAAAGUCCUGUUGCACAUCUAAAAGGGUUGAGUAUUUAAGCAACCCUUAUUUUCUUGAAUUACUUUACCAGUGGAUGAAAUAAAAUUGGUUUUGUCACUUAAAAGUUAUACCUGUAUAUGUAAUUAUAAUAUGUAAGGAAUAUAUUAUUUAUAUAAUCAGCAUAUACCACAAAAAAAUGUACAUUGUCAGAUACACCUAAUUUUCUUGCAAUAAAGGCAAAAGGAACUGGAACUUUAAAAUUAUGACUAGUAAUAGUAAAGAAAAAAAUAGAAUGUGGAAUUAUAUAGGUUAUGAGUGACCCAAAACUGAAUAUUUGAGGGUUAGAAAAAUGUCACUGCUAUGCUUUCUGAAUUUAAAAAUAAGAGUCAUUAAUAGUUCAGGUGAUGAAUAAGCAAAGUUUUUUGGUUUUUCUACACAUUUUUGUGUGGACAAUCUUAUUGUCAAUGCUGCUGUGAACUAAGGUAUGUCAUUUGUGCUCAAACUUUGAUUCUUGUUCUUGGGAUAUUUUUAAAAUGCUACUGAUAUUCAACUGUAAAUAUGAUUAGUGCAUAAAUUAAGUUUGGUUUCUUUCAUAGCAUUAAUCCUUUGUAAAAUUUGAAUGACCAUGAUAGAAAUAUGUUUCUUGUGGCAAGUAAUAAUUCACAGGUAUAAAACAAAUAGGAAAAAUCGUGUUUUUAAAAAAUUUUAUUAAUGUAAACUGGUAGUUGUCAUAAAUUAGUACAAAAGGCAUGUCUAAGGGUAGGUGGUUUAAGUUGCCUCAAGAGUGGGACAAUGUAGCUUUAUUUUACAAGAAAGUAUAGCUAGAUUUCUAUGAACUAUUUAUUCUGUACAGUUUUGUAUAUUUUUGGUUCACAAAGGUAAUUAUUCUUGGGUGCCUUUCAAGAAAAUUAAAAAUACUGCUCACUACAAUAAAAAUAAAAUGAAAACUC
Molecule: messenger RNA, 4343 nt
Organism: Enhydra lutris kenyoni (northern sea otter)
Lineage: Eukaryota; Metazoa; Chordata; Mammalia; Carnivora; Mustelidae
Product: SLIT and NTRK like family member 6
Exons: 2
Coding region: 620-3139 (839 amino acids)
Biological process (GO): regulation of presynapse assembly; axonogenesis; positive regulation of synapse assembly
Cellular component (GO): membrane
Molecular function (GO): protein binding
Source: RefSeq, a predicted model, not a curated record